Molecule: messenger RNA, 843 nt
Organism: Arctia plantaginis
Lineage: Eukaryota; Metazoa; Arthropoda; Insecta; Lepidoptera; Erebidae
Source: the annotation of a GenBank genome assembly
AUGAAUGGCAGUAGAUCCGACGCGUCCACCUCCACUGACGACUUGAAGAACCGGCCACUGUGUCUGUUUUACUUCACGCAUCCGUUUGGCGUUCUAUCCCCGGAGCCACCCACGCUGGCGACGGCGCCGCCACACAUCGCUCGCGCCUUCGUCAACAUGGAGCCAGUGUCACCGUUCACCAUGUGGGGCACGGCAAGCGACGACUCUUACAACACGUCCUACAACACCGCCACUAGUUCAUCGCGUCCGGAGUAUGAGCUCGGCAACACCACGGUGCACGCGGCGCCCGUCGAUCUCGUGAGGGUCGCUCGUGCGCGCAAAUGUACGCUAGAUUUCGGCGCGCGUCGCGAAUCUUUGUCCUCAUCGUUGUUCUCCAACGACGUUUGGUUCAACUCUAGCUCGAGCGGUAAGAGCACUGAUUAUCCGCGCCGUCUGAUUCCAUAUAACAAGAUCCUACCACCGUUGCAGCUGCCCAGCCCUCGGGACUCCUCUAACAUAGACAGCCCGGACGAUCUUUGGCCAAAAAAAACUUUGAAUCCAGAAAAGUUUUCGCUUCCCCCGAUCGAACUGCCUUCAGUAAAAGUUAAAAUAGUGCGAAGUAAAAAGUGCGUACGGAGCAGCCUCGCAGACGACUUGUGGGGCAACGAUGGCGGCGCGGCGCGAGAGGAGCGCGUGCGCCGGCGCCUCGGCGUCAGCAAGCCGCGGCGUGCCGCCCGACCUGCCGACCUGCGCCGUCUGCUCGCCACGCUGAUGCGCCGAGCACUUGCAGGUAACACAACUUCCGUCUAUAUUGAACUGUACAAACUGAUAUUGUGUGUUAUGGACUUUUUUUGCAUUGGUUAG